Messenger RNA from Zootermopsis nevadensis, 2557 nucleotides. It is a transcript of the gene yps, whose product is annotated as Y-box binding protein ypsilon schachtel. Gene Ontology annotation, molecular function: nucleic acid binding. Lineage: Eukaryota; Metazoa; Arthropoda; Insecta; Blattodea; Termopsidae. The record is from RefSeq and is a predicted model, not a curated record.
CAACGCGCCAUGUUGAGAAGGAACUUAACAAAGUUGCAAGGAAGAAGGAGGAACAUCGGUUCGGCGUGUUUUAACACCUUUCCACCACCCGGAACGUCAUGGCUGACCCGGAGAAACAGCCUGAACAACCAAAGGCUGCCCAACAAAAGCAAGUCAUCGCAACCAAAGUUAACGGGACUGUGAAGUGGUUUAAUGUGAAGAGUGGGUAUGGAUUCAUAAACAGAAAUGACACCAAAGAUGAUGUGUUUGUUCAUCAAUCAGCCAUUGUGAAGAACAACCCCAAGAAGGCAGUGCGCAGUGUGGGGGAUGGUGAAGUGGUAGAAUUUGAUGUGGUGGUAGGCGAGAAGGGAAAUGAGGCUGCUAAUGUGACUGGUCCCAAUGGGGAGCCAGUAAAAGGGUCUCCCUAUGCUGCAGACAAGAGGCGAGGCUAUCGUCAGUGGUUCUACCCGAGGCGUGGUGGUGGGGGCAUGCGGCCACGAAGGCCUCGUGAAGACACUGAAGGGUAUGAGAGUGGUGAGGGUAAGGGAGACGAGGGAGCAGAGGUACGUGAAGGUGGCCAGCCCCGGCGUUACAGACCCCGACGUCGCUUUGAGCCCAACAAUUAUUACACUAGCCGGCCACGUCGCCCUCCACCCAGAAGUGACUCUCAAAAUCAAGACGGGGGAGAGUUGAAAGAGGCUGGUGACUUUGAGGGUGGCGAAGGUCGUGGUGUUCGAGGGCGCGGAGGGCCUCCUCGGCGCUUCUUCCGUCGGAACUUCAGAGGAGGGCGCGGUCCUCCCCGGCGACCACGAGUCCAAGAUGGGCAGAAUGUGAGUGAGAGUGAGGGCCGUGAGCCAAGGGGUGAAGGUCCUCAGGGAGGAAGACCACCACGUCCUCGAUACCGCCGCCGUUUACCUCGCCAGUCUCGUGGACCACCACGCAACAGUCAGAGUGAGGGUGAAGGUAAAGGCAAGAACGAGUCAGAUGGUGGAGACUGGGAAGGCAAGUCGGAACCAUCCGAAGGGUCACCACAUUCACAAGAAACCACACAAGCUGUGCAGAAUACAACCACAGAGAGCAACGCUUAGCCAACUCACCCACAUGGCGCUUGCUGGCCUGGCGCUCUCUAAUGCCACUUAGUAGAUCCAAAGGCAACUUAAAAAAUCUUAACAUCCAAUUUUGUGUUAGUGCAUGAGAUAAAACAAGCAAAGCAGACCUGAUUUUAAUUUUAGAGUGAAGACACCUCCUGAGAAAAAAUGAUAACCUGCGUUGAGUCCUCUUGAGACGUAAACAUCUUUCCACCUAACCACCAAAAGUAAAUGUAUCAAGGCUCAAAAUGAAACCUUAGCCCUUGAGACUUAUGAUCGCAUAUGAACCCCAAUAUAAGGAGGAUAUCUGGCGUCAGAAGUAGACAAAAUACAUUAACAGAGAUUUGCCGAGGUUUGGUUUUAACUUGUGAAAGAUCUUUUGUUGUCUUGAGAGUUUGAUAGUUACAGUUUUUAAUAUUUCCACCCAUGUUUCUUCUGUUAAUAAUAUUUGUUUCAUUUUCUAUCUUUGAAUGCAGUGGAUUCAUGUUUGUCGUGUUUAUAAUCUUCCGCCAGCGGUCGUUAACAUUAAGGUAGCCAGCAUAUUGUGGUCAUAAUGUUUAGUUAUCCGACCAUUUGAGUUUAAUUUUUAUUUGGUACACUUUUCCACAGAAGUGUGGUUUGAUUUUGAGUCUUGUUGGACGAGUCUUUUUAAUCAUAGGAGGAGUGUCCGUAGCACAUAGCAACUGGAGGGAGAGGUUGAUCGUACAUCCUACAUUUAGUAACGCCCCACGUCUCCGGGUCAGGCAUGAAAUUAAAAUUUGCAGCUUUGGGGAAUUCAGUGGGGUUGUUGGGUUUUUAAGUAGCAAAAAUGAAACACAAAUACUGCAACUUGUUUCUCCAUUUGUCCUGCCCCCCUCUCAGUCUGGGUUCUCUAUUGUGCGUUGUUUUUCUGUGUGUAAGUUGACCGGGGCAGGUGUUGUUAUGUGCUUGAUUGACUUCCUGUUUUUUCUGUAGGAUCAGGUGAUAAAUAUAACCAACCAAUGAAUCCAUGCUUGUCCAACAAUGCAUGUGUUUGAUGAAAUGAGAAAUUGCAUUAUAUGUAAGGAAGAUAGUGUACAUAUUUGGAAAGCCUAUUAUCAAUGCAGACAUCACCAGUUUUCACCAACACUGGGUUUGAUGGUCACUACAAAAGAUUAAAUUUUUUUACGUACACACAAGAUACAUAUGACUGGAGUUAGUCAAAUCAGCUUUAAGUUUGUGACAGCAAUAACAAGGUAUUUGGUCCGGAAUGUUCGUAUGAGAGACCUGGCCAACAUUCAAGAUGUAGAGAGUUAUUUAAUUUACACGUUGUAACGAUCCAUCUUUGGCAUAAUAAGUGCAAAGCAUAAGCAGAGAUGCUUUAAAUUAAAUCGAAAAGAAGAUCCAUAAUAAAGUGAUGUUAUAUCAAGUUUGGUGUUCCAAACAGUGCCUGCCAUGCACUGAUGUACAAAAAGAAACUUAAUUUUUCACGAAACAUGUGCAUUUUGAAUAAACAAGCCAAAAAAAUUGAA